AUGAAUUUACGUGAACUACUUAUACCUGGUGUUUAUGAUUAUGACGUUGAACAACUGGCUGCUGUUCAACAACGUGCGAUCAAAAUAAGUAUUUCCGGUCAUGAUGCUGAUGUCCAAGCGCAGUCGGGUACAAAAAAAAUGAAAACGGUUGCUAUUCCGAGAUUACAACAACUCGAUGUUAAAGUUGUGGAUUAUCAAGUUUUAAUUUUAACACCCACUCAAAAGUCAGUUCAAGAACAUGGUAAUAUGAACCUAAUGGAGUGUCAUGCUGUUAUGAGAAAAUUUCGAACAGGUUAUAGUCCUAUUUUAAAUACAGCUGAUUCACCUACACCUAUCACUGAGGUACCACAAAUUAGUCUUAUCAUUAAUUAUGACUUACCCAGCAAACCUGAAAAUUAUAUUCAUCGGACGGCAAUUGAUGUCAAAGAUGAAGAAAUUCCAUUGACAAUGGCAAAUAAACAUUCCACAAUUGAUACACCUACCGCAUUAUUAAAUUUAUUAGGGGAAUUAAAAAGUAAACUUGGUAUAACAUUAACUCAUCGUCCUCGUUUAUCAUCAGUAUAUUUUAUUUAUUUAUGUGCUGUUCAUUUGUUAACUAUUUAUUUAUUAUUUAUUCGUCAUUGUUAA
This is a messenger RNA of Rotaria sp. Silwood1, 627 nucleotides long. The record is from the annotation of a GenBank genome assembly. NCBI's taxonomy places the organism in Eukaryota, Metazoa, Rotifera, Eurotatoria, Philodinida, Philodinidae.